This is a messenger RNA of Ostrinia furnacalis (Asian corn borer), 1694 nucleotides long. It is a transcript of the gene AnnIX, whose product is annotated as Annexin IX. Gene Ontology annotation, molecular function: phosphatidylserine binding; calcium-dependent phospholipid binding; calcium ion binding. The record is from RefSeq and is a predicted model, not a curated record. The transcript is spliced from 8 exons. Bases 121 to 1092 code for a protein of 323 amino acids. NCBI's taxonomy places the organism in Eukaryota, Metazoa, Arthropoda, Insecta, Lepidoptera, Crambidae. Gene Ontology annotation, biological process: endosome transport via multivesicular body sorting pathway. Gene Ontology annotation, cellular component: cytoplasm; nucleus; plasma membrane.
GGCAAGCGUGAGCGAUACGAGGCGACCGCCAGCGCCCGGCUUCAUUCUAGUCGCGAUCCGAGUUUGCGCUUUGUGGGUUGUUUGGGCGUGUCUACAUUACUAAAAAAAAGAAUCUCCAAAAUGAGUGGCCAGCAGUAUUACCCGUACAAGUGCACCCCCACGGUGUACCCGGCGGAGCCCUUUGACCCGGCGGCAGAUGCGGAGACCCUCCGCAAGGCCAUGAAGGGCUUCGGCACCGAUGAGAAGGCCAUCAUCGACGUGCUGUGCCGCAGAGGCAUCGUCCAGCGGCUGGAGAUCGCCGAAACCUUCAAGACUAACUAUGGAAAGGAUCUGAUCAGCGAGCUGAAGAGCGAGCUCACCGGCAACCUGGAGAACGUGAUCGUGGCUCUCAUGACGCCCCUGCCCCACUUCUACGCCAAGGAGCUCCACGACGCCGUUGCCGGGAUGGGGACUGAUGAGGAAGCCAUCAUCGAGAUCCUGUGCACUCUCUCCAACUACGGCAUCAGGACUAUCUCUGCUUUCUACGAACAGCUGUAUAACAAGAGCCUGGAAUCAGACCUGAAGGGCGACACAUCAGGCCACUUUAAGAGGCUGUGCGUGUCUCUUUGCAUGGCCAACCGCGACGAGAACCAGGGUGUAGACGAGGGUGCCGCUAAGGCCGACGCAGAGGCCCUGGCCAACGCGGGAGAGGGACAGUGGGGCACUGAUGAGUCCGUCUUCAACUCCAUCCUUAUCACCCGCUCUUACCAACAGCUUAGACAGAUCUUCGCAGAAUAUGAGGCUUUAACUGGAAAGGACAUCGAGGAGUCCAUCAAAAAGGAGUUCUCUGGAAGCGUUGAGAAGGGCAUGCUGGCUAUUGUAAAGUGCGUCAAGAGCAAGGUUGGUUUCUUCGCUGAACGCCUGUACUACUCAAUGAAGGGCCUCGGCACCAACGACAAGACCCUCAUCAGAAUCGUGGUCAGCCGCUCCGAAAUCGACCUCGGAGACAUCAAGCAGGCCUUCCUCGACAAAUACGGAAAGACCCUUGACAGCUGGAUCGCUGAUGACACCUCAGGGGAUUACAGGAAGGCUUUAUUGACCCUUAUCGAAUAGAUUGUGAGCUGAGUGGUCAGGCUGCCAACGAUUGCAUAACCACCUAUUUCCAAUACUUUUAAGUUAUGUUUGUCAAUUCGUUAGGUUGUUAAGUGAUCUGAUAGGUACUACGCAUGGAUGACAAACUCGUUUAGGUUUUCAUGAGUUUGUUUUCGAUGCGUGAAUCUCAGCUUCGAAUCGGUUGUAAUUUAAUCUCACGAGAUCUGUAUAUUUUGCUUCUUACUCACUCAUUUCGCACAGUAGCUAACUGCUUCGUGUUGUCUAUGCAUGAAGGUAGUGGUCGAGUGUACGUUUUACGCUAGUUACAGUAGUUGUUCCGUAUUUUUCAGGAGGUCUUAGGAGGUCCGAUCGGCCUUCUCCUUUCUACACUGUGUUACUAGACACCGUAAACACUCAGUAUUACGAGUUUACAAGCAACAUUAAUGUAACACUUAACUUUGUGAUGUUUAAAUUUAUUUAUUUUUGUAAACGAGUACACACUUACUGUUGCAUUUUAUUUAAAGACAUUUUAUUUUUUAUAUUAAUUUAAGCUACUAUAAGAAUAACGUGGAUAAUCUCAUGCUUACACCAAUGCACGUUUUGUGAAUGGAUUGAAAUUACAA